Messenger RNA from Sarcophilus harrisii (Tasmanian devil), 3662 nucleotides. It is a transcript of the gene IGF2BP1, whose product is annotated as insulin like growth factor 2 mRNA binding protein 1. The coding region runs from base 174 to 1907 and encodes 577 amino acids. NCBI's taxonomy places the organism in Eukaryota, Metazoa, Chordata, Mammalia, Dasyuromorphia, Dasyuridae. The record is from RefSeq and is a predicted model, not a curated record. Gene Ontology annotation, cellular component: cytoplasm; nucleus; cytosol. The transcript is spliced from 15 exons. Gene Ontology annotation, molecular function: mRNA 3'-UTR binding. Gene Ontology annotation, biological process: nervous system development; regulation of gene expression.
GCCUCCCUCCCCGCCCUCUCCCCCGCCCCUCUCCGGCUCCGGACAACUUUAGGGGUGGGGUGGAAAGAAAGUUUAGCGCUCUUCCCCCCCCACCUCUCGGCCUAGGAUUGUCGCCGUCUCCUGCUUGGCUUGGCGAUCCGGGGGACUCCCUCCAGCCCCCCAAAACCGCCACCAUGAAUAAACUCUACAUCGGCAAUUUGAACGAGAGCGUCACCCCAGCAGACUUGGAGAAAGUGUUUGCGGAGCAUAAGAUCUCUUAUAGCGGCCAGUUCUUGGUCAAAUCCGGCUACGCCUUCGUGGACUGCCCCGACGAACACUGGGCGAUGAAAGCCAUCGAAACUUUCUCGGGGAAAGUGGAACUGCAGGGCAAAAGACUGGAAAUUGAACACUCUGUUCCCAAAAAACAAAGGAGCCGUAAAAUUCAGAUCCGAAAUAUUCCACCCCAGCUUCGAUGGGAGGUGUUGGACAGCCUGCUGGCUCAGUAUGGCACAGUGGAGAGCUGCGAACAAGUGAACACCGAGAGCGAGACUGCAGUGGUGAAUGUUACCUAUUCCAACCGGGAGCAGACCAGGCAAGCCAUCAUGAAAUUGAAUGGUCACCAGCUAGAGAACCACUCACUAAAGGUCUCCUACAUCCCAGAUGAGCAAAUGGCUCAGGGUCCUGAGAAUGGUCGCCGGGGUGGCUUUAAUUCCAGGGGUCAGCCCCGCCAGGGCUCACCUGUGGUGGCAGGUGCUCCCUCCAAACAACAGCCGGUUGACAUUCCCCUGAGGCUUCUGGUACCCACUCAGUAUGUGGGUGCCAUCAUUGGCAAGGAAGGAGCCACCAUCCGUAACAUUACUAAACAGACCCAGUCUAAAAUUGAUGUUCACCGAAAGGAGAAUGCUGGAGCAGCCGAGAAGGCCAUCAGCGUUCAUUCUACUCCAGAAGGGUGCUCUUCUGCUUGCAAGAUGAUUUUGGAAAUCAUGCAGAAAGAAGCAAAAGAUACCAAGACAGCUGAUGAGGUUCCCCUGAAGAUCCUGGCUCACAAUAAUUUUGUGGGACGUCUAAUUGGCAAAGAAGGACGAAACCUGAAAAAAGUGGAACAGGAUACAGAGACCAAAAUCACCAUUUCUUCGUUGCAGGACUUGACCCUUUACAAUCCUGAAAGGACCAUUACAGUUAAAGGCUCUAUUGAGAACUGCUGUAAAGCUGAGCAGGAGAUUAUGAAGAAAGUUCGGGAGGCCUAUGAGAAUGAUGUUGCAGCCAUGAGUCUACAAUCUCAUUUGAUUCCUGGCCUCAACUUGGCUGCUGUAGGCCUCUUCCCAGCCUCAUCCAGUGCUGUUCCUCCACCUCCAAGCAGUGUCUCAGGGGCUGCCCCUUAUAGCUCCUUCAUGCAGGCCCCAGAGCAGGAGAUGGUACAGGUAUUCAUCCCUGCCCAGGCAGUGGGUGCCAUCAUUGGCAAGAAGGGGCAGCACAUCAAACAGCUCUCAAGGUUUGCCAGCGCCUCCAUCAAGAUUGCUCCCCCAGAAACCCCGGAUUCCAAAGUUCGGAUGGUCAUCAUCACUGGACCCCCAGAGGCUCAAUUUAAGGCUCAAGGAAGAAUCUAUGGAAAGCUCAAGGAGGAGAACUUUUUUGGUCCUAAGGAAGAGGUAAAACUGGAAACCCACAUCAGGGUGCCUGCAUCAGCAGCUGGCAGAGUCAUUGGCAAAGGUGGCAAAACUGUCAAUGAGCUGCAGAACUUGACAGCAGCUGAAGUUGUGGUGCCCAGAGAUCAGACUCCUGAUGAAAAUGAGCAAGUCAUUGUCAAGAUCAUUGGACACUUCUAUGCUAGCCAGAUGGCCCAGCGCAAGAUCCGAGACAUCCUUGCUCAGGUGAAGCAACAGCACCAGAAGGGACAGAAUAACCAGACCCAGCCAAGGAGGAAAUGAUCUGCCUCCUACCCUAUUGGCCCAGGACAGAAAAAGUAGAAUCAAAAGAGAGCAGCAAGCUUAAGAAUGAGUGGGAAUCAGGGAGGUGCCAUCAAGGACUGAAUCAGAAUUUUCCACCCUUUAAAACAUAUUUCAAUAAGGAAGGCUGAUUAUUCUAAAAGAUCAAACCAAUUGGCUCAAACCUAUUGUUUGCCCUUCCCCUGGGCAUUCCUCUUCCAAAUUUAUAGUUCAAUGACAAUUGCUUUUAAAUGUGGAUUAUAUUCAAGCUCUUGUUGUCCUACAUCAUAAAAGAAAUAUAAAUAUCCCUUAUUGAAUAUCCCGUGUGAGCAUCCCAAAUAUGAAUGCCCCAUAUUGAGGAGGGGGAACCUCUUGGAAAGGUCAUUUGCUUUUGAAAACAACACCCCCAAACCUUACCUCUCAUUUGAUAAAAGUAUUCUGACCCUCAUUUCUCAGUGGACUAUAUUUAGUCAUGUUGGUUCCAUCUUCCUUGUAAUGGAAAAAAGGGAACUAUUGAUAUAUGUUGAGCCCUAGGUAUCUCAAUAUUGCUCUAAAGGGAGAGUCCAUUAUCCCAGGGAAUAGGAUAUAAUCAUUCUUACCCUUUAAACUCAAUAGAAUGGGAAAAAAAAAAACACUUUGAAUUACAAUGAUCCACAUUUAAGAGAGUCAUUUGGGCUUGAUCUGAAGCAGGUAAUUCUGGGGAGAAAAUUUUUCCAACCCUUAUUAGGGUUUCCCUCAUGAAAGUCCCUAUCUAUUAUAUGGAUCCACGUAUGUGGUGCUGGGUCCAUGAUAGGGGUCAAGCUGCCAUCCCUGAUUCCCAUCACUCUUAGGCUGAUUUUAUAUUUUUAAAAGUCUGUUUUAAUAAUUGGAUGUGAGAAUCAAGAAGGGGAAAUGAUAGUUCCCCUUGGCAAAGCCUCAGCUCCAUUGAGGACCUGGGUAAUCCUGUGGUGCUUCCCACUCCUAGCCCUUGUGGUUGGGAUGAGAUGAUAUCGAGUCUCUCCUCUGGUAUCAGGGGAGCAGACAAAGCUUUGGGGAGCACUGACUGGUCUUGGGAAAGCUCAUGGAAAAUGAGGAGAUGAAUAGUCCCUCUUCUUCCCUCUCUGAGGAUGGGACUUUGACUUCUAUUUACCCUGAGCUCCAUAGAAAUGUUAAGUCCAUUAACUAGCAAGUGUUCCUCAACAAUCAGCCCAUCAGAAAGGGAAGCUGCUGUUCCUAUUUUCUCCUGAUGGAUUAUUUGUGUGACUGUAAGUGUAUGCCCUCCCUGGCUGCUGUUGGCCCAAAGAAAAGGUGCUAAAAAAAAAUUAAUAAUAGUCUAAUACCUUGGGAACCAAAGGGUGAAUCAGAGAUAAAUUCACUUUCCCAGGUUUAACAGACAUGGGUUUGGAAACACUGACAAGGCCAAAGGAAGGUAGCAGCUGUCAGUUUAAUUUAAACCCAUCAUUAUGUGGUGGAGGAAAUGACCAACUUGGGAACCAUCUAAUUAGCUGAUUGUUGCUGGACACCAAGCUGGGUGAUGAACUUUAUGACACCCUGGAAAAUGCUGUCGCGUGUGUUGGGAAGAGAGGAAGGUCUGUGCACCUGUGGGAAAGCCACAUGCAUGAAGUUACCUUCCUUCCCACCUUGCAACAAAACCCAAGAUGUGGGUGGAGUCAGGUGAUGCUGUGUGUGAUAGUAAAACUACCUCAAGGUAUGAAGUUACCUCAGCAAUUGUCCCCAACCCCCCCCCCCCUUUUUUUUCUUUUUUUCUUUUUGUUCCCU